Molecule: messenger RNA, 11490 nt
Organism: Neomonachus schauinslandi (Hawaiian monk seal)
Lineage: Eukaryota; Metazoa; Chordata; Mammalia; Carnivora; Phocidae
Gene: LAMA5
Product: laminin subunit alpha 5
Exons: 80
Coding region: 1-11121 (3706 amino acids)
Biological process (GO): cell adhesion; axon guidance; regulation of cell migration
Cellular component (GO): basement membrane
Molecular function (GO): signaling receptor binding
Source: RefSeq, a predicted model, not a curated record
AUGGCGAAGCUGGGCGCGCGGCUCCGCGCGGAGAGCGCACGGCGCGCGGCGGGGCCCCACCGGGGCCCCGGGCCGCUGCUCCUGGUCGGCCUGGCGCUGCUGAGCGCAGCGCGGGCGCAGGAGUCGGCGGACGGCGGCUUCAGCCUGCACCCGCCCUACUUCAACCUGGCCGAGGGCGCCCGCAUCGCCGCCUCGGCCACCUGCGGCGAGGAGGCCCCGGCGCGCGGCGCCCCGCGCCCCACCGAGGACCUCUACUGCAAGCUGGUGGGCGGCCCUGUGGCGGGCGGGGACCCCAACCAGACCAUCCAGGGCCAGUAUUGCGACAUCUGCUCGGCCGCCAGCAGCAACAGGGCGCACCCCGUGAGCAACGCCAUCGACGGCACGGAGCGCUGGUGGCAGAGCCCGCCGCUGUCCCGGGGACCGGAGUACAACGAGGUCAACGUCACCCUGGACCUGGGCCAGGUCUUCCACGUGGCCUAUGUGCUCAUCAAGUUCGCCAACUCGCCGCGGCCAGACCUCUGGGUGCUGGAGCGGUCCACGGACUUCGGACACACCUACCAGCCAUGGCAGUUCUUCGCAUCCUCCAAGAGGGACUGCUUCGAACGGUUCGGGCCACAGACGCUGGAGCGCAUCACGCGGGACGACCACGUCAUCUGCUCCACCGAGUACUCGCGGAUCGUGCCCCUGGAGAACGGCGAGAUUGUGGUCUCCCUGGUGAACGGGCGCCCCGGGGCUAUGAACUUCUCCUACUCGCCCCUGCUGCGUGACUUCACCAAAGCUACCAACAUCCGCCUGCGCUUCCUACGCACCAACACGCUGCUGGGCCACCUCAUGGGCAAGGCGCUGCGGGACCCCACCGUCACCCGCCGGUACUAUUAUAGCAUCAAGGACAUCAGCAUUGGUGGCCGCUGUGUCUGCCACGGCCACGCGGACGUCUGUGACGCCCAAGACCCCACGGACCCCUUCAGGCUUCAGUGCGCCUGUCAACACAACACGUGUGGGGGCUCCUGUGACCGCUGCUGUCCUGGCUUCAACCAGCGGCCGUGGAAGCCGGCCACCACCGACAGUGCCAACGAGUGCCAGUCCUGCAAUUGCCAUGGCCACGCCCACGACUGCUUCUACGACCCUGAGGUGGACCGGCACAAUGCCAGCCAGAACCAGGACAACAUCUACCAGGGCGGGGGCGUGUGCAUCGACUGCCAGCAUCACACCACCGGCAUCAACUGUGAACGCUGCCUGCCCGGCUUCUACCGGGCCCCGGACCAUCCUCUCGACUCUCCCCACGCUUGUCGCCGCUGCAACUGCGAGUCGGACUUCACAGACGGGACGUGUGAGGACCUGACCGGCCACUGCUACUGCCGGCCCAACUUCACGGGGGAGCGUUGCGACGCGUGCGCCGAGGGCUUCACUGGCUUCCCGCACUGCUACCCGGUGCCCUCCUUCUCCCCCAAUGACACCAGCGAGCAGGUGCUGCCAGCCGGACAGAUUGUGAACUGUGACUGCAGCGCGGCCGGGACCCAGGGCAACGCCUGCCGCAAGGACCCGCGGCUGGGACGCUGCGUGUGCAAACCCGGCUUCCAGGGCGCCCACUGUGAGCUCUGUGCCCCAGGCUUCUAUGGCCCCGGCUGCCAGCCGUGCGAGUGCUCCAGCCCUGGAGUGGUGGAUGGGGACUGUGACCGAGACUCCGGCCGGUGCACCUGCCGGGAGGGCUUCGAGGGGCCUGCGUGUGACCGCUGUGCCCCGGGUUACUACCACUUCCCUCUCUGCCAGUUGUGCGGCUGCAGCCCUGCGGGGACCCUGCCCGAGGGCUGCGACGAAGCUGGUCACUGCCCGUGCCGGCCCGAGUUUGACGGCCCUCACUGUGACCGCUGCCGCCCGGGCCACCACGGCUACCCCGACUGCCGCGCCUGCACCUGCGACCCCCGCGGCGCCCUGGACCAGCUCUGCGGGGCAGGCGGGACGUGCCACUGCCGCCCUGGCUACGCGGGCGCCGCCUGCCAGGAGUGCAGCCCCGGCUUCCACGGCUUCCCCGACUGUGGCCCCUGCCUCUGCUCCGCCGAGGGCUCCCUGCACGCGGCCUGCGACCCCCGCAGCGGGCAGUGCAGCUGCCGGCCCCGCGUGACAGGGCUGCGGUGUGAUGCGUGUGCUCCCGGCGCCUACGACUUCCCCGCCUGUGAAGCUGGCUCCUGCCAUCCUGCCGGCCUGGCCCCGGCCAGUCCCAGCCUUCCUGAGGCACAGGCCCCCUGUACGUGCCGGGCCCAUGUGGAGGGGCCCAGCUGCGAUCGCUGUAAACCUGGGUUCUGGGGGCUGAGUCCCAGGAACCCUGAGGGCUGCACCCGCUGCAGCUGCGAUCCCCGGGGCACGCUGGGCGGACUUACCGAGUGCCAGCCGGGCGACGGCCAGUGCUCCUGUAAGCCUCACGUGUGCGGCCAGACCUGCGCAGCAUGCCGGGAUGGCUUCUUCGGGCUGGACCAGGCCGACUACUUCGGCUGCCGCAGCUGCCGCUGUGACGUCGGUGGGGCGCUAGGACAGGGCUGUGACCCGAGGACGGGCGCCUGCCGGUGCCGCCCCAACACCCAGGGCCUCACCUGCAGCGAGCCGGCGCGAGACCACUACCUCCCUGACCUGCACGACCUGCGGCUGGAGCUGGAGGAGGCGGCCACGCCCGAUGGCCACACCGUGCGCUUUGGCUUCAACCCCCUCGAGUUCGAGAGCUUCAGCUGGAGGGGCUAUGCGCAGAUGACACUCAUCCAGCCCAGGAUCGUGGCAAAGCUGAACGUGACCUCCCCCGACCUCUUCCGGCUCGUCUUCCGCUACGUCAACCGUGGGCCCACCAGUGUGAGCGGGCGAGUCUCUGUGCAGGAAGAGGGCAGGUUUGCCACCUGCAGCAACUGCACAGAGCAGAGCCAGCCCGUCGCCUUCCCGCCCAGCACGGAGCCUGCCUUUGUUACUGUGCCCCAGAGGGGCCUCGGGGGGCCCUUUGUGCUGAACCCUGGCACCUGGGCCCUGCUCGUGGAGGCCGAAGGGGUGCUCCUGGACUACGUGGUUCUGCUACCCAGCACUUACUACGAGGCUGCGCUCCUGCAGCUGCGGGUGACCGAGGCCUGCACGUUCCGGCCUGCCGCCCAGCGCUCCGGGGAGACCUGCCUCCUCUACACCCACCUGCCCCUGGAUGGCUUCCCCUCAGCUGCUGGACCCGAGGCCCUGUGUCGCCAUGACAACAGCCUACCCCGGCCUUGCCCCACGGAGCGGCUCAGCCCCUCACACCCGCCUCUGGCCGCCUGCGUGGGCAGUGACGUGGACGUUCAGCUUCAGGUGGCAGUGCCCCGGCCGGGCCACUACGCACUGGUGGUGGAGUACGCCAGUGAGGACACCCAGCAGGAGGUGGGCGUGGCCGUGCACACCCCCCAGCGGGCCCCCCAGCAGGGGGCACUCACUCUCUACCCCUGCCCUUACAGCACCUGCCGGGGCGCUGCCCUGGACACCCAGCACCACCUGGCUGCCUUCCACCUGGACACGGAGGCCAGCGUCCGGCUCACGGCCGAGCAGGCGCGCUUCUUCCUGCACAGCGUCACCCUGGUGCCCAUGGAGACAUUCAGCAUGGAGUUCGUGGAGCCCCGGGUCCGCUGUGUCAGCAGUCACGGUGCCUUCAGCCCCAGCAGUGCCACCUGCCUGCUCUCUCGCUUCCCGAAGCCGCCCCAGCCCAUCAUCCUCAGGGACUGCCAGGUGCUGCCACUGCCCUCUGGCCUCCCGCUGGUCCACUCGCAGGACCUCACACCCGGCGCACCCCCGUCGGGGCCCCAGCCUCGGCCCCCCACUGCCGUGGACCCCGAUGUGGAGCUCACGCUGCUGCGCCACCCCCAGGGCACCGUGGUCUUCACCACCCAGGUGCCCGCCCUGGGCCGCUACGCCUUCGUGCUGCACGGCUACCAGCCCGACCACCCCACCUUCCCCGUGGAGGUCCUCAUCAGCGGGGGCCGAGUCUGGCAGGGCCAUGCCAAUGCCAGCUUCUGCCCGCACGCCUACGGCUGCCGUACCCUGGUUGUGUGUGAGGGCCAGGCCGUCCUGGACGUGACUGACAGCGAGCUCACCGUGACCAUGAGGGUGCCUGAGGGCCGGUGGCUCUGGUUGGAGUACGUGUUGGUGGUCCCUGAGGAGGUCUACAGCUCCAGCUAUCUCCGAGAGGAGCCCCUGGACAAAUCCUAUGACUUCAUCAGCCAGUGUGCCAGCCAUGGGUACCACAUCAGCCCCACCAGCUCGUCCUCCUUCUGUCGUGGUGCUGCCUCUUCUCUCUCUCUCUUCUAUAACAACGGGGCUCAGCCUUGCGGCUGUCACGAAAUGGGUGCCACAGGCCCUGCGUGUGAGCCCUUUGGGGGCCAGUGUCCCUGCCGGGCCCACGUCAUCGGCCGUGUGUGCUCCCGCUGUGCCACGGGCUACUGGGGCUUCCCCAGCUGCAGGCCCUGCGAGUGCCGAGGCCGUCUGUGUGACGAGCUCACGGGCCGAUGUGUCUGCCCGCCACGCACCAUCCCUCCAGACUGCGUGGUCUGCCAGCCCCAGAGCUUCGGCUGCCACCCCCUGGUGGGCUGUGAGGAGUGUAACUGCUCGGGGCCUGGUGUCCAGGAGCUCACCGACCCCACCUGUGAUGUGGACAGUGGCCAGUGCAAGUGCAGAGCCAAUGUGACCGGGCGCCGCUGUGACGCCUGCGCCCCUGGCUUCCAUGGCUACCCCAGCUGCCGCCCCUGCGACUGCCAUGAGGCGGGCUCCAUGCCCAGCAUGUGUGACCCCCUCACAGGCCAGUGCCACUGCAAGGAGAACGUGCAGGGCCCUCGGUGUGACCAGUGCCGCCUUGGGACCUUCUCCCUUGAAGCCACCAACCCAAAGGGCUGCACCCGCUGCUUCUGCUUCGGGGCCACCGAGCGCUGCAGGGGCUCGGCCCACGCCCGCCGUGAGCACGUGGACAUGGAGGGCUGGACGCUGCUGAGCAGCGACCGGCAGGUGGUUCCUCACGAGCUGCGGGCAGAGGCAGAACUGCUCUACGCGGACCUGCGGCGCGGCUUCGAGGCCUUCCCUGAGCUGUACUGGCAGGCCCCACCCUCCUACCUGGGGGACAGGGUGUCAUCCUAUGGUGGGACCCUCCGCUACGAACUUCACUCGGAGGCCCAGCGUGGAGACGUGUUCAUCCCCACAGAAAGCAGGCCGGAUGUGGUGCUGCAGGGCAACCAGAUGAGCAUCACGUUCCUGGAGCCAAUGUACCCGGCGCCCGGCCACGUUCACCAUGGACGACUGCAGCUGGUGGAGGGGACCUUCCGGCACACGGAGACGCACAACGCCGUGUCCCGCGAGGAGCUCAUGAUGGUGCUGGCGAGUCUGGAGCGGCUGCACAUCCGCGCCCUGUUCUCCCAGACCUCCUCGGCCGUCUCCCUGCGCAGCGUGGUGCUGGAGGUGGCCGGUGAGGUGGGCGGGGGGCCUCCGGCCAGCAACGUGGAGCUGUGUAUGUGCCCGGCCAACUACCGUGGAGAUUCGUGCCAGGAAUGUGCCCCUGGCUACUACCGGGACAUCAAAGGUCUCUUCUUGGGUCGCUGUGUCCCCUGUCAGUGCCAUGGCCACUCAGACCGCUGCCUCCCUGGCUCGGGCGUCUGCAUGGGCUGCCAGCACAACACUGAAGGUGACCACUGUGAGCACUGCCGGGCUGGCUUCGUGCGCAGUGGGUCUGAGGACCCGAUGGCCCCCUGUGUCAGCUGCCCCUGCCCCCUCGCAGUGCCUUCCAACAACUUUGCGGUGGGCUGCGUCCUGCGAGGAGCCCGCACACAGUGUCUCUGCAAACCCGGCUACGCGGGCGCCUCCUGCGAGCGGUGCGCGCCCGGCUUCUUCGGGAACCCGCUGGUGCUGGGCAGCUCCUGCCAGCCGUGCGACUGCAGCGGCAACGGCGACCCCAACCUGCUCUUCAGCGACUGUGACCCCCUGACCGGCGCCUGCCGCAGCUGCCUGCGCCACACCGCCGGGCCCCGCUGUGAGAGCUGCGCCCCCGGCUUCUACGGCAACGCCCUGGUGCCGGGCAACUGCACCCGGUGUGACUGCUCCGCAUGCGGGACAGAGACCUGCGACCCCCAUAGUGGGCACUGCUUGUGCAAGGCAGGAGUGACUGGGCUACGCUGUGACCGUUGUCAGGAAGGAUACUUCGGCUUCCAGGACUGUGGGGGCUGCCGCCCAUGCGCCUGUGGCCCAGCCGCGGAGGGCUCCGAGUGCCACCCCCAGACUGGGCAGUGCCCCUGCCGGCCGGGGGCCGGAGGGCCCCAGUGCCGCGAGUGUGCCCCUGGCCACUGGGGGCUGCCUGAGCGGGGCUGCCGGCGCUGCCAGUGCCAGGGGGGCCACUGCGAUGUGCACACGGGCCACUGCACCUGCCCCUCCGGGCUCAGUGGGGAGCGCUGUGACGCCUGCAGCCAACAGCACGAGGUGCUGGUGCCUGGCGGGUCCGGGGGCCAUGACGUCCACUGUGAAGUGUGUGACCACUGUGUGGUCCUGCUCCUGGACGACCUGGAGCGGGCUGGCGCCCUCCUCCCCGCCAUCCGGGAGCAGCUGCGCAGCAUCAACGCCAGCUCCGUGGCCUGGGCCCGGCUGCACAGGCUGAACGCCUCCAUCGCCGACCUGCAGAGGCAGCUCCAGAGCCCUUUGGGCCUCCGCCACGAGACGGUGCAGCAGCUGGAGACCCUGGAACAGCAGAGCUCAAGCCUCAGACAGGACGCACAGAGGCUGGACAGCCAGGCCACAAGAGCUCUCGCCAAGGCCGGCCGGCUGCUGGACAGCACUGAGGCCUCCCUGGGUCAGGCGCAGACGCUGCUGGUGGCCAUCAGGGCUGUGGACCGCAUCCUGAGUGAGCUCGAGUCCCAGACGGACCACCUGUUCCCGGCCAACGCCUCGGCCCCGUCGGGCGAGCACGUGCGCCGGACGCUGGCUGAGGUGGAGCGGCUGCUGGGGGAGAUGCGGGCCCGAGACCUGGGUGCCCCGAGAGCAGCGGCUGAGGCCGAGCUGGACACGGCCCAGAGACUGCUGGCCCAUGUGCAGGAGCAGCUGAGCAGCCGCUGGGAGGGGAACCGGGCACUGGCCGCGCGCGCCCGGGACCAGCUGGCCCAGCACGAGGCUGGCCUCAUGGACCUUCGAGGGGCCCUGAACCGGGCAGUGGGCACCACUCGGGAGGCUGAGGAGCUCAACAGCCGAAACCAGGAGCGCCUGGAGGACGCCCUGCACCGGAAGCAGGAGCUGUCCAGGGACAAUGCCACUCUGAGGGCCACUCUGCAGGCCGCCAGUGACACCCUGGCCCAGCUCUCUGGGCUCCUGCACGGUAUGGACCAGGCCAGGGAGGAGUAUGAGCACCUUGCUGCCAACCUGGAUGGGGCCCGGACGCCCCUGCUGGAGAAGAUGCGGGCCUUCUCCCCCGCAAGCAGCAAGGUGGAGUUGGUGGAGGCCGCGGAGGCCCACGCACAGCAGCUGGACCAGCUGGCCCUCAACCUGUCCAGCAUCAUCCGUGGAGUCAACCAGGACCGCUUCAUCCAGCGGGCCAUCGAGGCCGCUAACGCCUACGGCAGCAUUCUCCAAGCCGUGCAGGCCGCCGAGGGGGCUGCUGGUCAGGCGCUGCAGCAGGCGACCCACACAUGGGCGAUGGUGGUGCGGGGAGGCCUGGCGUCCCGAGCCCGGGACCUGUUGACCAACAGCAGUGCCCUGGCAGAGGCCACCAUCAGGGGGCAGCAGAGGCUGGGACGCGUGCGGGCUACCCUCCAGGGCACCGGGACCCAGCUCCGAGAUGCCCAGGCCAAGAAGGAGCAGCUGGUGGCCCGAGUCCAGGAGGUACAGGCCAUGCUGGCCAUGGACACCGACGAGACAAGCAAGAAGAUUGCGCACGCCAAAGCUGUGGCCGCCGAAGCCCAGGACACGGCCGCCCGCGUGCAGUCGCGGAUUCAGGACAUGCAGAAACACCUGGAACAGUGGCAGGGCCAGUACGGAGGCCUGCGGAGCCAGGACCUGGGCCAGGCGGUACUCGACGCGGGCCGCUCAGUGUCCACCCUGGAGAAGACGCUGCCGCAGCUGCUAGCCAAGCUGAGCCUCCUGGAAAACCGUGGCACGCACAACGCCAGCCUGGCCUUGUCUGCCAGCAUCGGCCGCGUGCGGGAGCUCAUCGCCCAGGCCCGUGGAGCUGCCAGCAAGGUCAAGGUGUCCAUGAAGUUCAAUGGGCGCUCAGGGGUGCAGCUGCGUGCCCCGCGGGACCUCUCCGACCUCGCCGCCUACACCGCUCUCAAGUUCUACCUCCAGAGUCCAGAGCCGGAGUCUGGCCAGGUCCCCGGGGAUCGCUUUGUGCUCUACAUGGGCAGCCGCCAGGCUGUCGGGGACUACAUGGGCGUGGCUCUGCGGAACCAGAAGGUGCACUGGGUGUACCGCCUGGGGGAGGCGGGCCUCGCAGCCCUCAGCGUCGACGAAGACAUCGGGGAGCAGUUUGCAGCAGUCAGCAUUGACAGGACCCUCCAGUUUGGUCACAUGUCUGUCACGGUGGAGAAGCAGAUGCUCCAUGAGACCAAGGGCGACACAGUGGCCCCUGGGGCCGAGGGGCUGCUCAGUUUGCGGCCUGACGACUUUGUCUUCUACGUGGGGGGGUACCCCAGCCACUUCACGCCCCCUGAGCCCCUCCGCUUCCCUGGCUACCUGGGCUGCAUCGAGAUGGACACGCUCAACGAGGAGGUGCUCAGCGUCUAUAACUUCGAGGAGACCUUCCAGCUGGACACAGCUGUGGACAGGCCUUGUGCCCGCUCCAAGUCGACCGGGGACCCGUGGCUCACAGAUGGCUCCCACCUGGACGGCUCCGGCUUUGCGCGCAUCAGCAUGGAGAGUCAGAUCGGCACGACCAAACGCUUCGAGCAGGAGAUACGGCUUGUGUCCUCCAACGGGAUCAUCUUCUUCAUGCGGCACCAGGACCAGUUCCUGUGCCUGGCCACGCAGAAGGGCAGCCUCCUCCUCCUCUACGACUUUGGCGCAGGUCUGAUGCAGGCCAAGCCACAACACGAGGACAUGCAGAAACUGCUAACCAUGACCACGGCCAGCAAGGCAAUUCAGGUGUUCCUGCUGGGGGGUAAUCGCGGCCGUGUGAGCCGCGUGCUGGUGCGCGUGGAGAGGAACAACGUGUUCAGCGUGGACCGCAGCAGCUCGCUGGAGCUGGCCGACGCCUACUACCUGGGCGGCGUGCCGCCCGACCAGCUGCCCCCGAGCCUGCAGCAGCUCUUCCCCUCCGGAGGCUCAAUCCGCGGCUGCAUCAAGGGCAUCAAGGCUCAGGGCAAGUACGUGGAUCUCAAGAGGCUGAACACGACGGGCAUCAGCUCGGGCUGCACUGCCGACCUGCUGGUGGGACGGGCCAUGACUUUCCACGGCGACGGCUACCUGUCCCUGGAGCUCCCUGAUGUCCCCCCCGUCUCGGGCCACAUCUACUCCGGCUUCGGCUUCCGCAGCACCCAAGACGCUGGUCUGCUCUACCACAAAGCGUUCCUGGAUGGGCCAUACCAGGUGUCCCUGCAGCAGGGCCGUGUGACACUGCAGCUGCUGAGGACAGAGGUGAAGACUCGAGGGAGCUUUGCCGACGGCGUCCCCCAUUAUGUGGCUUUCUACAGCAACGACACAGGGGUCUGGCUCUAUGUGGACGACCAGCUUCAGCAGAUGAAGCCCCACCAGGGGCCGCCCCCCAGGCCCCAGCCUCAGGAGUCCCAGGAUCUCUUCUUAGGAGGUUUGUCCAAGACUGGCGACUACUUUAACUUCAAGGGCUGCAUCAGCAACGUAUUCGUGAUGCGGCCCGUGGGGCCGCAGCGUGUAUUCGACCUGCAGCAGGACUGGAAGAAAGUCAACGUGAGCUCAGGCUGUGCCCCCACCCCGCGCACCCAGACCCCAGGGCAGGCACCUCGAGGACUGAGGGCCGCAGCGGCGCGGAAGCCCGGCCGACGCAGCCGCCAGCCCCCCCAGGACCCUGCCUGCACACCACCCUGGCCUCCCAGGACCAUCCAAGAUGCCUACCAGUUUGGGGGCCCCCUGUUUAGUUACUUGGAGUUUGCCCACAUCCCGGCACCCCCCGGGAACUGGUCCCACCUCUCGAUGCUGGUCCGCCCUCGCACCCCACGAGGACUCCUGCUGCUCGCUGCCCCCCUCACGGCCAGCAGCCCUUCUCUGCUUCUCCUCCUGAGCCAUGGACACUUUGUUGCCCAGACAGAGGGCCCUGGGCCCCAGCUCCGCGUCCAGAGCCGCCAGCGUUCACGGGCUGGCCGGUGGCACAUGGUGUCUGUGCGGUGGGGAAAGACUCGGAUCCAGCUGGCGACAGAUGGGGUCUGGGCCCAGGACCAGGAGGGGCCCGGCCAGCAGCACCAGGGGGCAGGGAGCCCCCGGCCCCAGACUCUCUUUGUGGGGGGCCUCCCUGCCAGUGGCUUCAGCCCGAGGCUCCCAGUGGCCACCGGCAGGUCUGGCUUCAGUGGCUGUGUGAGGAGACUGAGGCUGGACGGGCGGCCCCUGGGGGCCCCCACACGGGUGAUGGGGGUCACGCCGUGCUUCUCAGGCCCCCUGGAGAAAGGCCUGUUCUUCGCAGACAGCGGGGGUGUGGUCACCCUAGACACCACGGGGGCCGUGCUGCCUCACGCGGCCCUGGAGCUGGAGGUACGGCCUCGGACGGCCACCGGCCUCAUCUUCCACCUGGGCCGGGUCCAGGCACCGCCCUACCUGCAGCUGCAGGUGCGGGCCGAGCAGGUCCUGCUGCGGGCGGACGAUGGUGCAGGGGAGUUCUCCACGUGGGUGAUGUGCCCGGCGGCCUUGUGUGACGGCCAGUGGCACCGACUGGCGGUGACCAGAAGUGGGAACGUGCUCCAGCUGGAGGUGGACGCACGGAGCAACCAGACCCUGGGCCCUGCGCUGGUGGCCUCCAUGGCCACCGCCCAAGCACCUCUGCACCUCGGGGGCCUGCCUAAGCCCACGAACGCACAGGCUAGGCCUCUAGCCUACCGCGGCUGCAUGAGGAAUCUGAUGCUGAAUGGGUCCCCCAUCACCUGGUCUCACUCUGUGGGCAUCCAGGGGGCAGUGGGGGCCAGCGGCUGCCCAGCCACCUAGCAAGCUGCCCCUCUAGCAGCCACGCAGGAGAGCCUUCGGGGGCCCCGGCCUGGCAUCCACAGGAGGGCCGCCCUGGGCAGGCAGGCUCCCACCUCUCAGAGCCUCCAGCCCCUGCAAUUCAGCCCACUUCACAUCAAGUCUAUUUAUUUGGACUCUAGAUUCUAGGAGUGACGAAUCUUUUUGAAAACGAUUUAAGUUAUACCGGACAUUUUAAACUGGCGUUUUUAAUACUGUUUAUCUUUCAGCUUCAUGAUGAGAUUUUCCCUCCACCAAUUUUUCAUAACAUCAGAAAUCUGCCCUGCUUCUUAAAAAUUAAAAAGUAGAGGUGCCUGGGUGGCUCAGUCCUUAGGCGUCUGCCUUCGGCUCAGG